Juglans regia (Persian walnut) is the source of this 1428-nucleotide messenger RNA. RefSeq lists its product as uncharacterized. NCBI's taxonomy places the organism in Eukaryota, Viridiplantae, Streptophyta, Magnoliopsida, Fagales, Juglandaceae. The record is from RefSeq and is a predicted model, not a curated record. Bases 1 to 417 code for a protein of 138 amino acids. The transcript is spliced from 4 exons.
AUGGUGCGCCGCACGAGCCCAACUCUCCCAUUUGUUCUUCUUCUUCUUUGUUCUUCUUCUUCUUCAUGUUUGCCGAAACCCUUCGGAAACGGCGCCGCACGAAUCCUCCCCUCCCUUCUGCCAUUUCUUCUUUCUUCUUCUUUCUUCUUCUUCUUCUUCUUCCGCACGAAUCCAGUCCCUUCUCCCAUCUUUUCUUCUUCUUCUUUCUUCUUUCUUCUCCUUCUCCUUCUUGUUGUUGUUGUUGAACCUUGCGCCACCAUUCACCCACCCUCGCGUGGACCAUCGGCCUCACCUCACCCUUUCUCUCACGGUCUUCGAUUCAUGGGUUGCGCCGCCAUAUCCAUCUCCCGAAACUCACCCACCCUCGCGCGGACCGUGAGCCUCACCUCACUCUUUGUCUUCGAUUCCCAUAGUUGAACCUGCUUUCUCAGUAAACAGGCAGAGGACAGGAAAGCAGCAAAUUUGACAAGUCCCUUUCAAAUGCAUAGACUGCAGUGCAGUUGGGUUCCAUGCAUUUUUAUCAAAGGCAAAGCAUGAUCACGAGGACACGACCUCAAUACACACUUCAAGUAAAUUAUUUUUUAGGAAUAUUUUAUGAUAUUUGUUAAUAAGUGAGGUUGGUACCCUAUUCAUUUAGUCUUUAAGCAAGAAUUGUUUAUGAUGGUUAUUUGAUUUAGAUAAGCUUAGUUAGUUUAAAAUAUAUUGAUUAUCUUCAAACUACUGUGACAUAUGAAAGUGGUGAAAGUGGUGCAUAUACUGUGACAUAGGUAGUAAAGAUUUAAUUUAGAUAAGCUUAGUUUCAAAUAUAUAUUAUUUUUACUGUGACAUAGAAACAACUCAUAUACUCAUGUUAGCUAGGAAAAAGAUUCCAUAUUAGUAAUGUAUUUGGCGUGCUACACUGCCAAUAAACAGACUUCAAAGAUGUGAAAGCUCAGUUUUGCAGUUUUUCACAUUAUCCAUUGAGUAUUAGAUUAUUUUGAGUUUAUUAUUUUUCUGCUUUCCGUUAUGCAGUCCAGCACUUGUAUGUAUUUUGGUUGCAUGCUUUUUAACACUGCCAAUAAACAGACUUCAAAAGUGUGAAAGCUCAGUUUUGCAGUUUUUCACAUUAUCCAUUGAGUAUUAUAUUAUUUUGAGUUAUAUUAAUUUUCACUUUCUGUUUUCCUGUGUACUUUUUCUGCUCUGCAGGUUGAUAACAUGUGAAAGCUCGUGUAAAACAAAACUUUGUAUGCUUUGUAUCAGGAACAGAGACUUGUCAAUUGAUAUUGUCAAUUAAUGUAUUUAUGUUUCACUCAACUAACGUUGAUUUAACAGAGCACUAACGGAAAACAAGAAUUUCCGUUAGGCUCCGUUAAAUAGCCACUUAUAUAUAUAGAAGAUAUAUAUAUGCAGCAUAUAUGAAUGGUCUGCUAAUUAAUAAUUUUUUCCUGA